This is a messenger RNA of Botrytis sinoallii, 1272 nucleotides long. RefSeq lists its product as uncharacterized. The coding region runs from base 1 to 1272 and encodes 423 amino acids. The transcript is spliced from 3 exons. Lineage: Eukaryota; Fungi; Ascomycota; Leotiomycetes; Helotiales; Sclerotiniaceae. Gene Ontology annotation, cellular component: proteasome regulatory particle, lid subcomplex. Gene Ontology annotation, biological process: ubiquitin-dependent protein catabolic process. The record is from RefSeq and is a predicted model, not a curated record. Gene Ontology annotation, molecular function: structural molecule activity.
AUGGCACCAGCAGAAUCAUUAAGGAUACAAGAAGCCCAAAAGCUGGCAAAGACAGAUCCAAGAAAAGCAGAGGCAGAAUACAAGGACAUCAUCUCCAAACCACCUUCAGUAACAUCAGAAGCUUCUGUCCGAGAAUAUGAAACUGCGUUGGUGAGCUUGGGAGAAUUGUAUCGAGAUGAAAAAAAAGCAAAUGAGUUGGUAGAUCUGAUCACAACAAGCCGGACAGUAUUAUCAUCAUUCGCAAAAGCUAAAACAGCAAAGCUAGUGCGACAACUUCUGGAUCUAUUCAAUGCCAUUCCCAACACAACAGAUACCCAAAUUACCGUCACAAAAUCAUGCAUCGAAUGGGCCACAUCCGAACGUCGUGGCUUCCUAAGACAGAACCUCGAAACCCGUCUUGUCAGCCUUUACAUGAUCAAGCAAGACUACUACGAUGCUCUUACCCUCAUCAACAGCCUCCUCCGCGAGCUCAAGCGUCUCGAUGAUAAGCUUGUCCUCGUCGAAGUUCAACUUCUGGAAUCCCGCGUUUACCAUGCUUUAGGAAACACAGCCAAAGGACGCGCCGCACUUACCGCUGCCAGAACAAGCGCUGCAUCCGUGUAUACCCCCCCUCUUCUCCAAGCCGGCCUCGAUAUGCAAUCUGGAAAACUCCACGCCGAGGACAAAGACUUCAAUACCGCAUUCUCCUACUUUAUCGAAGCGUUAGAUGGAUACCACACACAAGAUGAGCCGGAGAAAGCCACUGCAGCACUUCAAUAUAUGCUUCUUUGCAAAAUUAUGCUCAACCUUGCCGACGAUGUCAACCAACUCAUGACCUCCAAACAAGCCAUCAAAUAUGCAGGCAAGAAUCUCGAAGCCAUGAAAGCCGUCGCUCGUGCCCACUCCAACCGUUCUCUAGAAGAAUACGAAAAGGCACUUGGCGAUUACCGUCAUGAACUCGGCUCUGAUGCCUUCAUCCGCAACCAUCUCCGUCGUCUCUACGAUGCCAUGUUGGAGCAGAAUCUAAUCAAAGUAAUCGAGCCCUUUUCACGCGUCGAAAUUGCCCAUAUUGCCAAGAUGGUCGGUCUUGAUACACAACAAGUGGAGAGAAAGCUAUCACAGAUGAUUCUCGACAAGGUGAUUAUUGGAGUAUUGGAUCAAGGAGCUGGAUGUCUGAUUAUUUACGAUGAGACGGAGAGAGAUGUAGGAUAUGAUGCUGCAUUGGCAACGAUCGAGAAAUUGAGCAGUGUGGUCGAUGUGCUUUAUACCAACCAAGCGAGUAUGCUUGAGUAG